Messenger RNA from Galdieria sulphuraria, 1884 nucleotides. Its product is annotated as sorting nexin 1 / phosphoinositide binding protein isoform 1. The record is from RefSeq and is a predicted model, not a curated record. The transcript has 10 exons. Gene Ontology annotation, cellular component: endosome. Gene Ontology annotation, molecular function: phosphatidylinositol binding. NCBI's taxonomy places the organism in Eukaryota, Rhodophyta, Bangiophyceae, Galdieriales, Galdieriaceae. Bases 39 to 1781 code for a protein of 580 amino acids.
CAUUUGGGCGCCAACAAUGUGUUUCUUUUUCUUAGCUUAUGACUGACUCUAGUACAGAAUUGCCCGAAUUUGAACACCCGUUGCAGAAACAUCCUCUAAACUUUACCAACAUUAAGCAAGGGAGUACAUUUUACUCACUAACAGAGGCGCAGAGUUUGGAUUUUCUGCUGGAUGUCGCUCCAACUACUUCUCCUGAAGGCAUACCAAGUAUUUCUGUUGACGAGGAAGAAACGCCUGCAUAUUCGGGAAGCAUAGUUUCCGAUGAGGCACCUGCUUUGUUCGAGCGACCGAUGACGAAGUCUUUGUCUUCGUCUGUUGUGAGGCAAACGAACCAAAACAUCGGUCUUGAAGAUCCACUACAGUUGGACGUGUCUUUUAGUCCACCAAACGAUGGUGUAGACGAAGCACAGAAACAGAUUGUUGAUGACGAUGGCUCCAUUUCGAAAUAUUUGCAAGGUGAGAACGAUCAAGCACCUAGCUUUAUCAGUGAUAUUCAGUUGAAGUCUCCAUCAGAAACGAAAAACUUGUUUCUUAUUGAUGUUUUCGUAUCAGCAAAACAAGUCGAUGGAGAAGAAGUGCAAAGAGGAAUGGAUAAAAAGAGAGAGGCAUUCAAGUCAGUGUUAGAAAGCAAUGCAAAUAGGGAAGAAACAGAGGAAGGUUUCAUCGUCAUAUCGGUGGAACGAAGCAAGAAUGAUUUUACUGCGUUAGAUGCCAUGUUAAGAAGAAAGUAUCGUUUUUGUAUAUUUCCUUCUUUACCUUGGGAAAGUUUGACGGAUCGCUUUCGCUAUCGCGGUGAUUCUAUCUACCAUUUACGAAAGGACUAUGAACGAUAUUUGGGGAGAAUCAAUGGACAUCCUGAGUUGGGUUACUCGGAUGAGUAUCUUGCGUUUCUCGGAGGUAGUAAAGAUGGUAAAUCGUGGUCCGAGAGACGCAAUGAGUUUCUCCAAGACGAUGAUCAGAUUCUAAAGGAUGACAUGAGGUAUAGAUUUGGAAAGAAUUGGGCAGAAUGGGCUCGUUUGCAAGCAUCGGAAGCUACGAAGGAAUUGCGCAAAGGUCUAUCUUUAAUAUUUGAAGUUCAUCCUACGAAAGAAAUUGAUACCCAGGAAUCGGUAUUGGCAAGAAUGGAGAAAAUUGAUAGAUAUCUCAAGUCCUUGGAGAAUGCACUUGUUUCAGCUAACAAAUCUUUAGAACAGUUUGUUGAACGUCGUAGCGGUUUAUCAAAUCUUGUUAAAUCCUUGGAAAACUGUUUUCAUGAGCGAAGUAGCCAAGAAGGAACAAAGAUGGGAGAGAUUUUCUCUAGCGUCGCAGAAUCUUUUGCAAAGGAUAUCCAUCCAAAGUCACAAGGUGAAGAAAUGUUGGUUACUGUGUUGCGAGAUUAUUCGUUUCUUGCUCGUGAUGCUCGUCGUGUCCUUCGUGAACGCUUGAAUGCAUAUGAAUCAUAUGAAAGAGCUCUAUCCAAGUACAAUGAAAAGAUUCGAAAGCUUGAGAACUUAUCUCAAGUUUCAUCAAAUGUUCAUAAUCACGAUUCUUCUAGUGGUCUCACAACUUGUGAAGAUCAAUUGGACCAGUGUCGUCAUUUUUAUGAACAGGCAGCUUAUAGAACAGAUUCUGAACUGCGAAGGUUUCGAUUGGAAUAUCACUUAGAAAUGAAUAGAGCACUCUAUCGACUUGCUUAUGAAUAUUGGAAAUUUCAUAUGGAUUCCGGGAAAAGUUGGGAACAAGUUUUCAGACUUUGUGACAAACAAUACAACUUUUUGCAGCAACAAACCUCCCAAAGAUGAAAUUUAUAUAUAACUUGUUUCUCGAAUGGAAUCCCUAAUUUCUUCCAUUUCCCAUUCCGCCCUACCCGUCAACCUCAACAACAGGUUAUGAUACCUUUGUAAC